ACACCCUUCUUGAACCUUAAUUCUAUAUAAAUAAGCUCAAAGUUAGAGUAACUUUAAUUCACGUACGCUGCGGUGUGGUGUACGGCUGGCGUUCCAAUUCUCUCGUUUGUAUUUGGAGCAUCUGGAGUUUUGAAUUUCACGCCGCCUCACCCUUUGCUAAUGACGUCAUCGUGCUGCUAAGAGAAAUCUCGAAGAUGCAACGUCUGGCAAAAUUAAGCUGUCAUCUUUACCGAAUAUCCCUAACUGCGUAUACGAACCGAAUAUUCGAACUUAUGUGACCUAUGCUGAUCUUAUAAAUACUAUGAUAAGUACAGUGAAAUAACUUUUGUGUCAUUGAUAUUAUAAAUGUGUAAUUAAGUGCAUAGACAAUGCAUUUGUCGAGUGAAGUGAGUUCCACGACCAACGGGCUGGGGCAUGAAGCGCCGUCCUCGAGUUACGGCGGGCAUCUGCCGAGUCAGCCUUUAACGGCUGAGUUGUUGGCUGAGAGAACGCUGGAAGGUUUACUUGCUGAUCAUCCAGGAGAACUGGUGAAGACUGGCUGUCCUCAUGUUGUGUGUACGGUUCUGCCGCCACAUUGGCGAUCGAACAAAACCCUGCCAAUGGCAUUCAAAGUGGUGGCCCUAGGCGAGGUUGGCGACGGUACGCUGGUGACUGUGCGCGCCGGCAAUGACGAGAACUGCUCGGCAGAACUACGCAAUUGCACCGCAGUCAUGAAGAACCAGGUCGCCAAAUUCAAUGAUCUCCGAUUCGUUGGCAGAAGUGGGCGUGGCAAGUCCUUCACGCUGUCAAUAACCCUGGCGACGAGUCCUCCUCAAGUAGCGACCUAUCAAAAAGCUAUCAAGGUGACGGUGGACGGGCCGAGGGAACCACGGUCCAAGACUCGACACCAUGGCUUCCAUCCUUUUCACUUCGGGCCACGGUUCGCGCCGGACCCUCUCAUGGGUUCAUUACCUUUCAAGUUAUCAGGCAUAGCACAUCAGUUAGCGGGUCUACCUAGCGGAGAAUGGGGAGCUCUAGGCCGGCACUAUCCUCCACCACUGUUGCCGACUCCCUCGCAUUUCACGCCUCACGUAUUGCCGCCGCACGCGCAACCUCCCCAUAUACAGCCGCUUACGGCUCUCGACACAGAUAUAGCGUCAGAAAACACGACGACGAUGCACGCGCACAGCACAACGAGUCCAGCGACCUCUCGGCCUGGUUCACCUCAGGACGACGACAUAUCCGUGACCGCGUCAAGCAGCCCCCCGCCUGACGACCGACCUGGAGCUUUCACUUCAGUCACCAGAACUCGAAAGCCCCUCCAACCACUGCCUGCACCAUCCAGUCUUUUCCACAGCGCUUUAGCCGCUCAGCUAUUUCUCAAUUCCCCUCUCCUCCCUACUCCUCCAGCUUGGCUGUACUCACAACUCUACGGAGGCUACGACUGGUGGUUAAGGCCACCUCCGCCUCAAGAAGACUCUAACUCAAGUCCUGACAGAGAAGAGGAGGCAAAUUCUAACGCCUCGGGGAAAAAGAGACCAGCAUCACCUGAGUGGAACGACCAAGUUAGAACGCGCAGCAAAUCACUUAUUACUUCUGAUAAAAGACCCGUUGAUGUCUGGCGUCCGUAUUAG
Messenger RNA from Hyposmocoma kahamanoa, 1613 nucleotides. It is a transcript of the gene RunxB, whose product is annotated as runt-related transcription factor 2. Gene Ontology annotation, cellular component: nucleus. Gene Ontology annotation, biological process: regulation of DNA-templated transcription. The coding region runs from base 369 to 1613 and encodes 414 amino acids. The record is from RefSeq and is a predicted model, not a curated record. The transcript has 6 exons. NCBI's taxonomy places the organism in Eukaryota, Metazoa, Arthropoda, Insecta, Lepidoptera, Cosmopterigidae. Gene Ontology annotation, molecular function: DNA-binding transcription factor activity, RNA polymerase II-specific; RNA polymerase II cis-regulatory region sequence-specific DNA binding; ATP binding.